CGAGAUCAAAAUGCAGUGUCAGCAAAUAUUGAUAAUCUUUUACUGAGAGGAAGUAGCCUAAAAAAUACCGAUUGGUGUAUUGGAUUAGUCGUAUACACGGGUCACGACACGAAAGUUAUGCUUAAUUCUGGAAAAAUGCAUUAUAAGGUAACAGGGAUAGAAAAAUCAUUAAAUAUGCUAUGUCUAAAGGUUAAAAACUGAUAUUAUAGUUUAGGUUAUUAUUGGAAUGUUUAUUUUUGAUCUUCUUUCCGCUCUGGGUUCCGGAUUAUGGUCAUAUUAUGUGGGUCGCUUCUUUGAAAUAUAUUUACCUACUCCUACCUUUCUAGAAAAACUGAAUUCAGAUAUCCAAGCUACUAUUAUUUCAUUGAUCACGAUUCUUUCAUAUUUUAUUUUAUACAGCAAUUGUGUACCUAUAUCUCUUUAUGUUAGCAUUGAAUUAGUCAAAAUUGGACAAAGUUUGUUUAUUAACUGGGAUAAAAAUAUGAUCAGUACUAAUAAUAACGUCAGAGGAAAGUGUAGAACUACAGCUUUGGCUGAAGAUCUUGGCCAAAUAGAACAUAUAUUGACUGAUAAAACCGGAACCCUUACAAUUAACUUCUUUAAAUUUAGACUUUGUUUAAUUGGAGAAAAAUUUUACUUGGAGGAAAGGACAGUUGAUUCAAUAAAACUGGAAAUACAUGGGAAGAUCGAAAUAUUCAAAAUCUAUUGCACUCUUGAGUUUACUAACGCUAGAAAACGGAUGAGUAUUAUUGUCGAAAAUAACGGAAAUAUUUAUUUGCUUAGCAAAGGUGCAGAUGAUGUUAUUUGUACAACCUGUGAGUUACAAGACUUGGAAAGAAUGAAAAUUAAACAAAAUCUUGAGGUGGUUGACUUUAUCAUCACUUUUCAGUUUAUUUCGUCAGAAGGCCUUAGAAUUCUCUGCAUGUCUUAUAAACAGUUGUUUAAGAAAGAAUUUGAUGACUGGUAUGAAAAAUACACAAAUGCAUGUAAAAUUAUUGACGGAAAAAAGUCAGAACGAUUAGAAAUUAUAUACAGCGAAAUCGAACGUGAUAUGAAUUUUCUGGGAAUUACUGGGAUAGAAGACCGACUUCAAGACGGCGUCUGUGAAACAUUGGCCAAAUUAGCUAGCAUCAAUAUAAAAGUUUGGAUGUUAACUGGUGACAAAUUGGAGACCGCUGUUAACAUUGGUUAUUCUUGUGGAUUGUUUAAUGAUACUCUUGUUGAAGUGUUUAAAUUGUCAGAAAAUAUAAAAGAAAGCAUAAAAAAUUGUCUUGACAAAAUAAAAGAAAUAAUAACAGAAAACAAUUAUGAUUAUGAUGAAUAUAAAAAAAUGCUCCUAGACCACCCUUCCAAACAUCCCGAGAACAUUAGCUUAUUUGGACUUAUUUUGACUGGCGAGAGUGCGGAUGUAUCUGCCGAGGAAUCAUUCAAUUGUCCAAAACUAUACAAAGAUUCUCUUCGGAGUCGUUAUUUCAACAAAAGAGUGUUCGCCAUAUGUAUUCUUGAAUCCUUUUGGAAUUCGUUUGUCGUGUUUUUUGUUACUCUACUGGCAACAUGGGGGCAAACCUCCAGCACUGGCCACGAUUUGAAUGAUUUACAAAGCUUUUAUCAUUUUAUCAUGGCUUAUCAUUUUGCUACAGUUACAUUGAGAGAUACAAAGUUGCUCUCUAUGUUCUUCUCUUGGAGUGAAUAUGAGAACAGCUUAUCAUUGGAUUGA
Messenger RNA from Octopus sinensis (East Asian common octopus), 1717 nucleotides. RefSeq names its product phospholipid-transporting ATPase FetA-like. Gene Ontology annotation, cellular component: plasma membrane. The coding region runs from base 227 to 1717 and encodes 496 amino acids. The transcript is spliced from 9 exons. The record is from RefSeq and is a predicted model, not a curated record. Lineage: Eukaryota; Metazoa; Mollusca; Cephalopoda; Octopoda; Octopodidae. Gene Ontology annotation, biological process: phospholipid translocation. Gene Ontology annotation, molecular function: ATPase-coupled intramembrane lipid carrier activity; nucleotide binding.